GAGGCCCUCUUCAGAUCGGAAUCCUUCCCGACCGCACUGUGUGUCCUGGGCACAAAUGUUAAAGACCCUCGCAAUCUCAAGUUUUGAUUUUUGAGCAAGACACAUGGCCCCCUGCAAAGCCCUAAUCCGUUCUUCCCUCUCUCUCUUCCAGUUCAUCCCCCUCCCAAGCCCUAAUUCGUGCCUGCCGCUUGUUUCAGUUCGGUCCUCCUCCUCUUCCCCCGUUAUCUUUCCAGCUCCAUGCAUCGGAACCGGUCCACGCAUUGUCCGUACGAGGAUCUUCUCCACGGUUCAUGGGGCAGCAGCUCUGUCGCUGGAAAGCUUUCCUGUUUCGUCCGAGGAGUCGCCGGAAGAUUCGUCCAAGGACACGGUGGAGCAGUUGCUGACGACCAACCGCGACGACAUCGCCAGGCUGAUGAAGAUGGAGAGGAGGAGGUGCACCGUAAACGACGGUGAGGGCGAGCGCAGGGGAUCAUCAUCAUGGUUCCCGUACCUGGACAAGUUCCGGUGCGGCGAGGUCUACCUCAGCAGCAGUGAGGUGCUGGAGGCGAUCGGACCUCACAUGAUGGAGGAGAGGAAGGAGAGGUUCCGACACGUGGCGAACAACCGCAGCUUCUCGCUCUGUCUUGUCGUCGAAGGCCUCACCGACUUUGGCAACGUCUCGGCUGCGUUUCGGUCAGCGGACGCAUUAGGGAUUCAAUCCGUUCACGUAGUCUCGUGUGACAGCUCCAAAAGGUAUAGAGACAAUCGGCAUGUGAGCAUGGGGGCAGAGAAAUGGCUGGACAUUGAGCUUUGGGACACCCCGAAAGAGUGUUUUCAAGCUCUGAAAUCUCGGGGUUACAGAAUCGCUACGACUCAUUUGGGAAAGGACACGGUAUCCAUAUACGACAUGGACUGGUCAUGCCCUACCGCGUUAGUUGUUGGGAACGAAGGCAGGGGAAUAAGCGAAGAGGCACUGGAGCUAUCGGAUUUGAAGUGUAGCAUUCCGAUGAACGGGAUGGUGGAUUCGUUCAACGUCUCCGUGGCCGCCGGCAUUCUCAUGCACCACGCUGUCUGUGACAGAACCUCCCGUCUGGGAAGGCAUGGAGAUCUUACGGAAGAAGAGAAGCAAAUUUUAAUGGCGGAGUUCUCUUUGCGCCAUAACCACAGCUCCAUCAGCAUCGCUUACGAGUUUGCAAAACGGAAACAAGACUCGCUUCGUUCAAAGCUCUAACCUUUUCUGUUUGACGGAAUCGUGCAUCUCAUUGUGAUAAUUUCCCCAACUGAUCUCAGAAUUUGCGAGAAAAAAGCCCAUUGUAUUAUGAAAUUCUUAAAUAAUAGUGUCUUUCAAAGAUGAAA
Messenger RNA from Tarenaya hassleriana, 1335 nucleotides. RefSeq names its product tRNA (guanosine(18)-2'-O)-methyltransferase. The record is from RefSeq and is a predicted model, not a curated record. Bases 104 to 1210 code for a protein of 368 amino acids. Gene Ontology annotation, biological process: tRNA guanine ribose methylation. The transcript has 6 exons. Gene Ontology annotation, molecular function: RNA binding. Lineage: Eukaryota; Viridiplantae; Streptophyta; Magnoliopsida; Brassicales; Cleomaceae.